GCUGUGAUUUUCAGGCUCCGCAUUCAGUGUCGUAGCUGUGUAGCGUCCGUGAUGGCAGGGAGAAACCGCCUCUCCCGGUCACUUUAAUAUGCUCCCUGUUGUGGGGAGAAGGGUGUUACCGGACCAGUCUCAACAUGACCACCGGCUUCAGCUCCGGUUCCUGCCGGUUCGCAGAUUAUUUUGUCAUCUGCGGACUCGACACCGACAGCGGGCUGGAACCCGACGAACUGUCCGCUUUAUGCCAGUAUAUAGAGGCUACUAAAUUCAGAGAUGGGGCCAGAGGAAAAUUGGCACAGGCAGAAGAAGGUGAGAAUUUUGAGCAGAGUCCAUUACGACGAACCUUUAAAUCCAAAGUUCUAGCACAUUAUCCCGACAAUGUCGAGUGGAAUCCAUUUGACCAGGAUGCAGUGGGCAUGCUCUGCAUGCCAAAGGGCCUGUCGUUCAGGACGCAGGUCGAUUCUCGAGAGCCACAGUUCCACUCAUUCAUCAUCACCAGAGAGGACGGCUCUCGCACCUACGGCUUCGCCCUCACCUUCUUCGAGGAGGUGACCAGCAAGCAGAUCUGCAGUGCCAUGCAGACUCUUUACCACAUGCACAACGCAGAGCAGUACGACAUCUUGCACACUCCCACCUCACCGCAGGGACCCAAGGAGCAGCGACACCUUCAGUCCCAGCCUCGUCCCGUGCUCCACGCUGCGCCCGCCAUCUCCCGCCUGCAGCGCUUCAAUUCGUACGACAUCAGCCGUGACACGCUGUAUGUGUCAAAGUGCAUCUGCCUGAUAACGCCCAUGGCUUUCCCUCAGGCCAGCAGGAAGGUGUUGCAGCAGCUCCAUCAGGCCGUCUCGUCCCCCCAGCCCCCACCUCUCCCACUGGAGAGCUACAUCUACAACAUCCUCUACGAAGUCCCGCUGCCGCCUUCCGGACGUUCCCUCAAGUUUUCAGGCGUCUACGGGCCUAUAGUUUGCCAGAGGCCGAGCACAUCUGAGCUGCCACUCUUUGACUUUGGCAUUAGAGAAAUGUUUAAUCUGCUGGGCGUAGAGAACGUUCUGCAGCUGUUCACCUGCGCACUGUUGGAGAUGCAGAUCCUGCUCUACUCGCAACAUUACCAGAGGCUGAUGACGGUGGCAGAAAGCAUCACGGCCUUAAUGUUCCCCUUCCAGUGGCAGCAUGUGUACGUUCCCAUCCUGCCCGCCUCCCUCCUCCACUUCCUGGACGCUCCUGUGCCGUAUCUCAUGGGCCUCCAUUCGAACGGACAGGACGACCGCACCAAGCUGGAGCUGCCACAGGAGGCUAACUUGUGUUUUGUGGACAUUGAUAAUCACUUCAUCGAGCUGCCGGAGGAGUUGCCCCAAUUUCCCAACAAGCUGGAGUUCAUCCAGGAGAUCUCCGAGGUGCUCAUGUCCUUCAGUGUGUCUCCCGAGGGAAAUGUCCCCUCCAGUGACGGCCAGGCCAAAAGGUGGGGCUUCCGAUCUGUCGAUAUGGUCUCGGACAACCGCAACGGCAACCUGGCGUCACCGCUGAACUCGUACCUGCUGAGAGAAAACGAAACUAUAGCCAGACUGCAGGCUCUGGUUAAGAGGACGGGUGUGAGCCUGGACAAGCUGGAAGUGAGAGAGGACGCCAGCAGCAAUAAGGACAUGCGGGGUCAUUGUGACGAGGAGGAGCUGAAGAUGCACCAGAUCAACAUCCAAGUACGCGAGGUCUUCGCCAACCGCUUCACCCAGAUGUUCGCAGACUACGAGGUGUUUGUCAUCCAGCCGAGCCACGACAAAGAGUCCUGGUUCACUAAUCGAGACCAGAUGCAGAACUUUGACAAGGCCUCCUUCCUGUCGGACCAGCCUGAGCCCUACCUGCCCUUCCUGUCUCGAUUCCUGGAGACGCAGAUGUUUGCCUCCUUCAUCGACAGCAAGAUCCUCUGUCAUGACGAUGAGGACAAGGAGCACACGCUGAGGGUGUUCGACUCCCGCGUGGAUAAGAUACGCAUGCUGAACGUCCGCACGCCCACACUUCGCACCUCAAUGUACCAAAAAUGCACAAACAUUGAAGAAGCAGAAAAAGCCAUCGAGAUGAGGGUGUCAAAGAUCGACCACACUGCCCUCCACCCGCACCUGCUGGAUAUGAAGAUCGGUCAGGGACGCUACGAGCAAGGCUUCUUCCCACGGCUGCAGUCUGAUGUGCUCUCCACUGGGCCCACCAGCAACAAAUGGACUAAGAGAAGUGCUCCUGCCCAGUGGAGGAGGAGGGACCGACAGAAGCAGCACGCCGAGCACCUUUAUUUAGACAAUGACCAGAGAGAGCAUGUUGAGUGUUUGUUACCAGAGCUGCAGCUCCUGCUGUUUCUUGACUACUACUGGCUCUCACAGUCCUUCAAGCCUUGUCUAAAGUCGGUGACUGUGGACGUGAAGUACAUCCAGGAAGCCAGAAACCUGGGCACGACCAUCAGACAACCCAAACUGUCCAACCUGUCACCGUCUGUCAUCGCUCAGACUAACUGGAAAUUUGUGGAAGGAUUGCUGAAGGAGUGCAGGAACAAGACCAAGCGCAUGCUGGUGGAGAAGAUGGGUCGGGAGGCCGUGGAGCUUGGUCACGGAGAAGUGAGCAUCACCGGUGUGGAGGAGAACACUCUGAUCGCGAGCCUCUGUGACCUGCUGGAGAGGAUCUGGAGCCAUGGGCUGCAGGUCAAACAGGGUAAAUCUGCCUUGUGGUCUCACCUGCUGCAUUAUCAGGAGAGCAAAGAGAAGAAUAAUGCAACGCCGGGUAGUCUGGGACCUCCAGGUUUUAUUCAUGACACUGAGAGACGUAAAUCUGAUGGCGGAGGAUUAGCCAUGCCGCCUCUUAAAGUCUCCCUGAUCCACGACAUGAGACACAUUCAGAACAUGAGUGAGAUCAAGACAGACGUGGGCAAGGCCAGAGCCUGGGUUCGCCUCUCGAUGGAGAAGAAGCUGCUCUCCAGGCACCUGAAGCAGCUGCUUUCAGAUCACGAGCUGACAAAAAAACUGUACAAGCGCUACGCCUUCCUCCGCUGCGAUGACGAGAAGGAGCAGUUUCUUUACCACCUGCUGUCCUUCAAUGCCGUGGACUACUUCUGCUUCACUAAUGUCUUUACAACCAUCAUGAUCCCCUACCAUGUGGUGGUUGUUCCCAGUAAGAAGCUGGGUGGCUCCAUGUUCACCGCCAACCCGUGGGUUUGUGUCUCCGGUGAGCUGGCAGAGACCGGAGUGCUGCAGGUUCCCCGAAAUACUCAGGAGAUUACUUUUGAGUGCCAAAACCUGGGCAAACUCACCACAGUACAGAUGGGCCAUGACAACACGGGGCUCUAUGCAAAGUGGCUCGUCGAAUGCGUCAUCGUCCGCAACGAAAUCACAGGCCACACGUACAAGUUUCCAUGCGGCCGCUGGUUGGGGAAGGGUGUGGACGACGGCAGCCUGGAGAGGAUCCUCGUGGGGGAGCUGAUGACUCCCAGCACGGAGAACGACGAGAGGAUGUGCCGCACGCCCCCGAUGCAGCAGUCACCCGGGAUGAUGAGGAGGUUUGUUACCAUCUCGCCAAACAGCAAACCAAAGUUGAACACCGGUCAGAUCCAGGAGGGAGUGGGAGAGGCCAUCAAUGGAAUUGUGAAGCACUUCCAUAAACCGGAGAAGGAGAGAGGCAGUCUGACGCUUCUCCUCUGCGGGGAGUACGGCCUCGUCUGGGCUCUGGAGCAAGUUUUCCAGCACGGCUUCAAGUCACCGCGACUCUUUAAAAACGUCUUCAUUUGGGACUUCUUGGAAAAGGCACAAGUAUACUUUGAGAGCGCCGAGCAGCGGGAGGCGACCCCGGAUGAAAACUGGCAAACCCGAGUGCGCCACUUCUGCCGCUUCAUGCGCGCCAUCAACAUCACGCCCAGGAACAUCGGCAAGGACGGGAAGUUCCAGGUGCUCGUCUGUCUGGGCGCAAGAGACCAUUUACUGCAUCACUGGAUCGCUCUGCUCGCAGACUGUCCGAUCACUGCUCAGAUGUACGAGGAAAGCGCGCUGAUGAAGGACCGCUCGUUGGUGAACUCCCUGAUCAGAGUGCUGCAGACUCUGCAGGAGUUCAACAUCACUCUGGAGGCUUCGCUCGUCAAAGGUGUUGGUAUCUAAACCAAACCGACCAACUUCCCACCGGACGCACAAGACCAGGAAGAUCACUGAGGGCCAUUAGAAGGACUAAUGGAACCGUUUAUAUGCAGGAACAGACUUGAACAAAGGACAUUUUCUGGCUUAUCUUAAAACUACUGUUACAUUUGCCAUAUAUUAAGUGCAAUGAGCCUUUCAAGAUUUGUUGUUAUUUUUAUCCUCGAUGAUGUUGCCAUUGGAUGUUAAAACUAUGUUUUCUAUAUUUUCAAAUUAUUGACAAUGACCUCCUUGUGCUCUGAUGUGUCAUUGAAAGCUAAAUAUUUUCAUUGUUAUUGUGAACCGUCGACAAUGGCUAUAUUUAAGGCGAAGCAAGGAGCAAAACUGUUAAUAUAUUUUCAGAGAAAAACAGUAUUAUUUUGUUAAGUCCGUCAAAUUGCUUGCUCUGUCGUCAACUCAGAGUCCAGUGUCAUAUCACAGAGCUUAAAGCAAAUGAUGUAGAAGUAUGCUUUAUAAGUAUGUGUUUGACAGGAAGACGAUUCACCUGCGUUACAUUUGAGCCUUUUCCCUGAGAAGUGUACAAGUAUGCAAACCUUUUACAUCAGAGAAAAUGUUCCCUCUUGCUUUUUAAUACUGUGUGAUUUAAGCCUGUGUCCAGUGAUUGACCGUAAUAUUCAGUUGGAUGAUGAGAAAACACCACAAGUCUUUGGUUUGUAUUCCAGACACACGUCCUCCAAGUGAUGCUUGACCGACCCAGCUUUCUGUGCUCAUCACAAUGACCGCCUUCAUAGAAAUACCUCCAACCAGCAGUUCCCAGUCUGUCAGUCACAUCUUCCUGCUCUCUGUGAGGAUCUCCUGCUUCUCAUGUGGGGGACCAACAAGGAAUGCUCCUAUCCCCCCACCCCCCCGACAGAUCUUAUCGUGGUUUCUUGCUAUGCAAUAUCCAGUCGAGAAAAUUCAGCCCCUGACAAACUCCACAUUCUAGUGUCUUGAGGAAUUACCAGGCCCUCCUCUGUCACAUAUGUCAAACUUUACUGUGCAGAAUAAGAUAUUUGAUAUGUGAAGGACUUAUUUUCUGUGCCAACAAUGUCUAGAAUGAACUGUGUUGUACUCGUCUGUGUACGACCCACACGUGAGCAUCUUGGGAGAAUAUAUAUUUUUGUUUUCAAUACGGUUGUACAGAUAUUGACAUAGCUGUGUAAUGUAGUGUUUACUAAGUGAGCAACAGUGUACAGUGUAAAAAUAUAAUAAGAAUAAAGCAUCUGUAAUGUGUUGCAA
Messenger RNA from Solea senegalensis (Senegalese sole), 5372 nucleotides. It is a transcript of the gene dennd5a, whose product is annotated as DENN/MADD domain containing 5A. The transcript is spliced from 24 exons. The record is from RefSeq and is a predicted model, not a curated record. Gene Ontology annotation, molecular function: small GTPase binding; guanyl-nucleotide exchange factor activity. Lineage: Eukaryota; Metazoa; Chordata; Actinopteri; Pleuronectiformes; Soleidae. Bases 135 to 4121 code for a protein of 1328 amino acids.